AUGUCCAACGCUCGAGGUACCAAACGACUACAGGCAAGCGGACACGCCUCUGAACCGCCUCGAAAGAUCCAGAGGUCGACUCGGAUAAAAACAGAGCACGAAGAACGAACGACUAAUCUUCUCCAGGACGAGAGGGCAGCCAAUUCGGAAGAACCAUCCAAAUCCUCGCAAACUCGCAGCCCUGCAACGCCGAAGACGCGCACAUCUCGCAAGAAGACUAAAGUAGUACCCAAAAAGGAAGAAGAAGCGCCGGUCCUUGUUACGGCACCAGACAAUGUAGAAGAAGAGGAAGCUGCGGAUGAUUCGGAUUAUGUCGACGAGAGCGAGAGUAAUGCAGAAGCUCGGACCCCACGCAAGCGAGGCGCUACUUCGCAGAAUUCAUCGCCGAGAAAGAAAUCUGCAACUCCAAAGAAAAAGAAAGGAAGAGAAAAGACGCCUGUCGUACGUCCUGUGUUCGUUUUAGAGGUCAGACCUAUGUGUCUUACGGAAGGAAUGUCGAAGCCACUGGAUUCUUUGACCCCGAAGGAACUGCUUGCUUUAGCGAAGAAGGACCACCAACUUGCGGAAACUCUGUCUUCCACUGCCGGGGUGGCAAUAUGGAGCAAAGCGAGGUCGAACGUUAAACCUAGACCUGUCCCUGACCCUCCCAGGUACUGCUCGGAAGAGAAAUGGGCCCAGUUACUUUUCGACGAGCGCUUGUGUCAGGGUUGCUCCCAACGGAAGUCCACUGAAGCCGAACUCUUCCUCGAGUUUCCUACACGGCUAUGUGCGAGAUGCAGGGAAGAAACUCUGAUCAAGAAGCAAGAAAUAACCAACCUAAAUGAGGUAGACAAGUUGGAUGAUUGGUUCACAGGAAAACUCCUCAAUCGCCAUGAAAGCAAGGAAAAGACCAAUAGGCUUCGUUACUGGAAGCGCGAAGCCGACGAAGUCUCCACCCGACUUUUAUCGUACACGGCAGGACUCAUACGGCGCGACCCCAAUGUGAGGGCAGAGUUCGAAGCCUACAAGACACAGCGGAGGAGUUUUGUGGAUCAUAUGAAGAGGAAUCUUUGGAACAGGAAAUCCUGGUACGACCAGUACAAAGCCCACGAAAAGACGAACAUGGAGGAACGGCGGCGUGCACGAUUGUCCGCUAUCCGAGCAAGAUUCAAGCAGCUUGGGUACACUGAUGACGACGUCAGCGUCUUCACCGAGGAUCAUAAGGAUAUAAAGACCGAAUGGGAGAAGCUGGAAGUGAGACUGGGUCCGACCGCGUGCUUGGCUAGGAAGAAGAGGUUGCUGAACAGUCGUUAUGACGAAUUCAAAGCUGCGUUGGUUGCUGAGAAACGUCCAGUCGGAUUGCACUUUUACCCAACUCUAUCCGAAUUGCUCCAGCACCAACCUCUCAAGGACCUUAUCGAUGCGGCACGCGAAGAUUUCGACAACCGUCUCGCAAAAGCGACCAACUUCGCUUCUUUCGCUCGACUUGUAGACGCCUGUAUCCUUCAGAAAAGGGGCGCGUUGGAGAACCAAAUCCGCGGCGCGUUCACCGCACCGUUGGGCGUUGACGUAUCCAAACUUGCUGCCCGUGUCUUCACAUGCAACAACCCCGGCCACGUCAAGCCUGUACGAAGGCCCUUGAUCGGGAUGGACAUGGCAGCAACUCACCGUUGUUCUUACCUUGGACGAGAGGUAGCACGAAAUGCUCGCAGACCUCAGUACAGUAUCCCUCCCGAGGCCUGUCCUUCUUUGGCACUCAACGUUCGGGCCUCGGAUAUCGCCAGCCAGAUUAUCGACGAAGCUGGGCUGUCGCCUUUGACAGCCACUGUAGCUCAAAUGAACGCUUUGGAUAAGAGGUUCACGUGCAACGCUUGCCUGAAGACGGAGACUUUCAAGCAGGAGAACGGACACAAAUACAAGCCGUUCUUAGGCGCCUAUACUUGGAGAAGCGCCAUACACCACGCGAUGACCAAGCAUCCCAAGUAUUUCAACAGCGACCCUUGGAACUCGCUUCAGUUCACUGUGAUCACUGACCCUGUAAAGCUACAAGCUGCGAAAACCAAGUUGUACCGAAGUGUGUCGUGGUUCUGCAACCAUUGUACCGAGUUCAACGACGGUUACGCUGCUCGGGAAGAUGAAGCGAUGAGUCACCUUCAGACCAUGCAUGGGAUCAAAGAUCCGGCACUCAAAGACGAUCUGUUCCAGGAUGAUGAGCUAAGUCUCUUCUACGAGGCGCCCGUCUUCAUUAGAAUGCUUGAGGACCCGCCUCGGCGCAGGUAUCCUGAACUCUUCGUCAGUUGGUAUAGUUUCUUCCAUUUGGACGGUCGAAGAGAGGACGAGGAUGAUUUCCAAGAGUAUGGGUGCAUGAUUUGUCGGUUCUUAGGGCUGCCUCAUUAG
This is a messenger RNA of Coprinopsis cinerea okayama7#130, 2376 nucleotides long. RefSeq lists its product as hypothetical. The transcript has 11 exons. NCBI's taxonomy places the organism in Eukaryota, Fungi, Basidiomycota, Agaricomycetes, Agaricales, Psathyrellaceae. The coding region runs from base 1 to 2376 and encodes 791 amino acids. The record is from RefSeq and is a predicted model, not a curated record.